GAUGGACAUGCCCACAGUUAGAUGUGUACCUGUCUUUAAAACAAUCCGAUGUCUGUCAGUUACACUGCUAUGACCUCGGAUUCCAGAAUACCAAGGCAACGUUCUUUAGAAGAGAUGUUUCACUUUGGAUUGAACUGAUGUUUAGAAUCAACUGACUGUCAAAGGGAAAAGGAUGGCCCAAGUGACAAGAAAACACCUCUUACUAUGAAUUGGUUUGGAAGGUUCUUCUCUAAGUGUCCUGAGGAUGUCUCCUUACUCAACACACAGCCACCUCUGUUGCUUUCAUUCGUAUCAUCUGAAGAUGAACCACAUUUUAUUUCCAACUUGAGGAGCCAUGCACCAGCCCACGCUGUAGUGAAGCAGCCUGUCCGGGGAGCCAGUGGCAGGACCACCAUCACCACAAUUGUCCAGGCAGGCGGGGACUGGAGCACCGGCCUCUUCAGUGUCUGCAGAGAUAAGAGAAUUUGUUUCUGUGGUCUGUUUUGUCCGAUAUGUCUUGAGUGUGACAUCGCCAGGCAUUAUGGAGAGUGUCUUUGUUGGCCAUUAUUACCUGGAUCUUCCUUUGCACUAAGAAUUGGCACCAGAGAGAGACAUAAAAUAUGGGGCACACUGUGCGAGGACUGGCUGGCGGUGCACUGCUGCUGGCCUUUUUCCGUCUGCCAGGUGGCCCGGGAACUCAAGAUGAGGACCUCCCAAUUCUACGAAAUCCGGGAAGCUCCUUCCACUAAGGACGCCCUGGUUUGACGGAGCAAGAGAACCCCUCCCCGUCAUACCCCUCACUCCCUGCACCUUCCUCCCAA
Molecule: messenger RNA, 800 nt
Organism: Trichechus manatus latirostris (Florida manatee)
Lineage: Eukaryota; Metazoa; Chordata; Mammalia; Sirenia; Trichechidae
Gene: PLAC8L1
Product: PLAC8 like 1
Exons: 4
Coding region: 205-744 (179 amino acids)
Source: RefSeq, a predicted model, not a curated record